UCUAUAUAUUUGUGCAGUUUAUCCCAUAUCUUUUCAGACGUUGUCCCGAUUCUCACCAGUACCGUCAUCGAAUGCCAAAGGGUUGGCCUGAAGACUGCCAGUUUUACCUACGCCUCCAUGCUUCUGCGUCCAGAGUACAGAGAGAAGAUCGACCAGAAGUACCGAAGGAAGUUUGAGGGCAUUGUUCGGCGGCCGGAAAAACAGACACCAGAAGAACUGGAGAUCCUCCGUUCCUCUUCUCCUUGCCCCUUCUGUUCAGCGGAUCUAGGCGACUAUGAUCUGAACUGUGCAUCUUGUCGCAACAACGUGUCUUAUUGUGCCUUGACGGGCAAACACGUCAUCAAGACUGACCUAACGUUAUGCCCUAACUGUGAUUUCCCAAUAACCUAUUCGGAUUUGAUGACGUGA
Molecule: messenger RNA, 408 nt
Organism: Dibothriocephalus latus
Lineage: Eukaryota; Metazoa; Platyhelminthes; Cestoda; Diphyllobothriidea; Diphyllobothriidae
Source: the annotation of a GenBank genome assembly